Teleopsis dalmanni is the source of this 807-nucleotide messenger RNA. RefSeq lists its product as uncharacterized. The transcript is spliced from 2 exons. The coding region runs from base 108 to 428 and encodes 106 amino acids. NCBI's taxonomy places the organism in Eukaryota, Metazoa, Arthropoda, Insecta, Diptera, Diopsidae. The record is from RefSeq and is a predicted model, not a curated record.
CUGUCAGUGUUUGGUGCGAAAAUAUUCAAGAAGAACGUUAAGUUCAAAUUAAAAAUAUUUAAAUAAAUAAAUAAAAAUUGUUAAAAAACUAAUAAUUGACAAAAAAAAUGCAUUUACCAUUCUUUAAAUGUUACUCAGGCGAUUGUUGUUGUUGCGAAAGCAAUGCAGAUGAUGAAACUAUUUCUGAUAUAUCAUGGACACCCGGAGAAUCAACAAAAAAUAUCGAUAUCAACCAAAAUUUAAAUAUCAGUGAUAAUAGUGUAUCAACUAUUGUGGUAACGCAGCCAAGUGGUUCUGCAGCCGAAUCAACUUCAGAGAGUACAGAAAGUAAACAAAUUGAAGAUAUAACAAUUGAUAUGCCUAAAAGUAUUGGUGAGAAGGACCGUUUCACCGAUAUGUCAGAAACUAUUUUUAAAAGAAUUACUUAAAUAUAAAUCAUGAAAUAGUAUAAAUAAUAAUAUUAGUAUAAAGCAUUAUUUGCUAAUGAAAUUUAGAGUACCUAAGAAAUUUCAAAUUUCAACGACUACACCCAAUAUAUAAGAUAUAAUUUAAAUGUUAUUCAGGGUCUCAAGUAAGCGCUCGGUAAAUAGUUGCCUAGUAACAGUCCAAACCGAUAAUAACAAAAUACAUUGACCCGAAAUGUGUUUUGUUGUUGCUGCAUUGCAAUGUUACUAUUUUAAUCGGUUACCGAUAUUACUCGGAUUUGCGAAUACCGCUAUCAAUAAUUAGAGUUUCUAAGUAGCCUCAAAAUACAUUUAUAUAUAAAUAAAAACAAAAAAAAAGACUAAUUGUAAUUGAAAAUGGAAA